AUGUGGACAUCUCUCCUGUGUCUUCUUCUGGCUGGUGCAGUAUCUGCAGCACCACUUUCACCAUUUUUCAAUUAUCUCCCUCAUUAUGGCAACCCGAAGCAGGGGAAUAAUGGUGGCUUCCAGGGAAUACCAUCACAGCCACAUCCUGGUCUGAACGCUCCAAUCAGUAUGGAAAUUAUUUUUCCUCCGCGAUUCCCUGCUACUCCAGUAGGAGGAGCUGCUGGCACAUCGUCAUUCCCUACACAAGCGUUCAUCAAGUACUCUCUCCCUAAAGUUCCCGGCAGAAAAAGCGUGGAAAUCUUUUACCCCUAUGACUUCAGUCAGCGUCAGGACCAACCCAAUAUUCCCCUGAUACCUCAAAUUCCAAAUAUCUUCCCCUUCGAUUUUAUGCCACAGACAGUUCCUCAGCAGCCACCUGUGAACCCACCAUUCCAGGAUGGUCCUCCACAAACCCAAGAGCCUCAGCAGCAAACCCAGCUGGAGCAGCAGGCUCAGACAGGACAGGUGUCUAACAAGCCAUGAAGACUGGCACAUCUUUGAAGCUGAGUGAGAAAAAAAGUCAAACAACAAGAGUGUGUUAAACUUUUUUGUCUAAUGCUAUUUAGAAUUAGUACAUCCUUUUUUUCCUGGAAUAAUAAUUUAAAAUGAGCUGAUUUUUUAACAUGAAGAAGAUGAUUUACCCAUAUGUAUAACAACAUUUUGAAAGUUCUGUAAUUGCAUGGUAUACAGAUAGAAAUGUGCUGGUUUGGUCUUAUUCUGAUGUGAAAAAAAUAUCUGAAUAUCAAACAAAUUUCAAUGAAUAUUUUCUCAUGUAGGCCUUUUGUGAGUAGUGUUUUCAGUAAUAAAG
Molecule: messenger RNA, 847 nt
Organism: Onychostoma macrolepis
Lineage: Eukaryota; Metazoa; Chordata; Actinopteri; Cypriniformes; Cyprinidae
Gene: scpp5
Product: secretory calcium-binding phosphoprotein 5
Exons: 11
Coding region: 1-522 (173 amino acids)
Source: RefSeq, a predicted model, not a curated record